Molecule: messenger RNA, 2497 nt
Organism: Coccomyxa subellipsoidea C-169
Lineage: Eukaryota; Viridiplantae; Chlorophyta; Trebouxiophyceae; Coccomyxaceae
Exons: 16
Coding region: 119-2497 (792 amino acids)
Biological process (GO): positive regulation of proteasomal ubiquitin-dependent protein catabolic process; protein ubiquitination
Cellular component (GO): nucleus; cullin-RING ubiquitin ligase complex
Molecular function (GO): ubiquitin-like ligase-substrate adaptor activity; ubiquitin protein ligase binding
Source: RefSeq, a predicted model, not a curated record
AAAUACUCCUCUGAAAGAAAUAAUAUCGAGUCUAUUGAGAGAAGUAUGUCGGUUAGUAUUCGUCCAUUUGACCCAGAAGUCCUUCCAACGCAGAUGACCAGAAACGAUCGUCAACCUUAUGCUUGCUAAACAACCCUUGAACCUCCUACAUCGUCUGAGGAAUCGUCAAUUGUAUUCUUUCGCAACAGGAACCUCGGUGAGCUCGGUGCGCAGAUACUACGAAUCACUUGGUCCACAGGCUGUGGCUACUGACACCGAGACUUUCAAGGAUCAUUUCUGCAAAUUCGUGGGACAAGGCGAAUUUCUGGUCUGCUUUGAUGCCCUGCUGCAUGAUCUGGUGGUCUACAGAUGUCUGGGCUAUGGAGUGUCCCUACCGGGGGACUCAGAGAGUCAAGCACCAUCCAGAGAAUUGCGCUUUGACAGUUUCUUCCAGGUGCACUACCGCCGACUGGUUGCCCACGGGGCGGAGAGCUUGAUCAAAGACUUUUGCCUGGUGGCCCAUGGGGAGCAGUAUUUGAUCCUUGCAUCCUCCACUGUGCCGCUGAGCAGCACAGAUGCAGCCUAUCCCCGGGACAGCGUCGUGCAGAACGUGCCCGUGUAUGCCUCUACCACGUUCCACCUGGUGCGUCUGGAAGACGGCACCGUGUGCGACAGGUACUCGAUCAGCAAUGACUGCAUCCACUUGAGCAACAACAGUGGGGUGUACCUCCACGAUGAUCUCCUGGCCAUCCUCACGAUACAUGGGCAGGCGGUGCACCUGCUGCAAGUGCUGCCGGGAGGGCGGAUGGUGAAGGUGCAGCAGUUUGGGAGGCACUGCUGGGACGACGACGAACUCAACCUUUCAGAGCAGGCUCAUGCCGAGCAGCUCUGGCGCAGCUCUCAGGCACGCAGCGCUGCAGCACCGGAGCAGGAAGUACAUUCGGCAGCGGCGGCGCCUGAGGGAAGCGCGCUGGUAGAGGGCAUCACGCAGCGCAUCCUGGCCUUCCUGUUCCUGGAGCGCUACCGUGACGGCCGCGCGCCGUCCGAUGCGCUGCGCCGCUUCUUCUACUCCUUCGAAGCCUACGCCACUCUCGUGAUCUGGAAGGUGCAAUUUCUUGACAGGAGCCGGCUGCUGCUCAGCAUGGGCCUGCGCAACGCCACCCAAGUCCGAUCCAACAGCGCGUAUUUUCUGGUGGUGUAUGACCGGGACUCGGGCCAGGUGGUGGGAUUCUAUGACAACAAGAAUGAGGCGCUGCUGGGCUUGUACCUGAAGCACACGCCCUACUUCCACGCCGCCUGCAUGAGCCAGCCCUGGGCGCGAUUCCUGACACCCUGCCCUGCCAGCCUGCACCUGCCAGACCCCCAAUCCCCCCAGCCCUGGUCGCAGAGCCAGGUAGUGCGCAGGAUCCUGGCAAAUGUGCCUGCAACGGCGCAGGCUUUGUGCACAUCGCCCUUCCUGGACGCGAAUUUGUUUUCGUAUGAUGACAAGCUCAUCUCUGCCACGCUGAAGAUGCGCGGCUACACAGAGCAGCCGUUGAAGUUCGUGUCCAGAGCGCACCCUGCCGCUUCGCGCUUCAAGUCAUCCUCGAUCCCCAUACGCCUCGAUGAUGACUGCACGCUGGAGCAGCUGCAAUCACAAAUUGUGCAGGAACUGCUCAAGGCAAAUAAUCUUGGAGACUUCACGCUCUCUCUGAACAAAAAGGAAGAGAGCAAUGAUGCGGCACCCCCACCCACAAUUGGAAGCGAGUUACAGUAUGUGCUCCGGACGCUCCCUGGAGAUGAGCCAUCAGCCAUGCGCGCCCCAUGCACUGUCAAGUAUGUGACCUUCGGGGGUAGCCUGGUCGUCUGGGGCUCUACAGCCAGCGGCAGGAUGUCCCACAUCAGCAUAGCAGCCGUAGACUAUAUACACUCUCAGCCAGGCAAGUCAGGCAGCGAGCCAAGAUUGAGCGCCAGAGACCUCAGCGGUCUGUACAUGCGGCUCAAGGACGGCUUCAUCCACCCCAUCCUCAUUGCGCUGUGCGCUGAGGAGGGCAGGCAGCCUCCACCCUCCCUGCAGCUCCUGCCCACCGAGCUCAAGCUGCUCUGCCUGCGCCACCUCCAGGCGCGCGAUCUGGCGGCGCUGGCGUGUGCGAGCAGGGACUUGCGGCACGUGGCCAGCAGCGAAGUCCUGUGGGAGCCGCUGCUCGUGGCCGAGUUCGGUGCGCCAUCACCUGCGGACGGCCUGCUCCCCGGCACCGGCGCGUUCAUGCAUGCCUUCGGCGCGCGCUGGACCGAACGCGAACGGCGCCGCCGCCAGCGCAGGCGCAUGGCACACGAGCCCAGGCUGCCUUAUCCAGGGACAGGCCCGCACUUGGUGGUGCCGCACUCAUACUUUCCCGCCGGUGCGGUAGGCGGCGAUUUUGACCGCCUGCCGCACCCCUUCCUCGGCUUCUCGGGAACGCGCGGCAGCGGUCCAUUUGGUGGAGCCGGCUUUGGCUUGGCUGCACCUCGGCGGCCGCGGUGGAAGAACCUGUCGUAA